AUGGCUACUUGUAGACGUUGGGAGCUGCCUCUCCCCGACACGCUCCGUGGCUUGCACCGUCUCGACGUCUACUGCAAGGUGCGUGUCCUCUGGGAGGACACCGACAUACCCAAAAAUGCAGACCAGAUCUCCACGGUGUCGCCGCCCACGAUCUCCAGAGAUCUUGGCAAGCUUGUUAUGAUUCAGGGGGAGGGGGAGCCCCAGACGAAGUUGGAGUUGUCACGGAGGCAUUGCAUGUUGCCGGACGUGACCUUCAUCAUUGAGCAGACCGAGAUCCAUGCGCACAAGAUCGCGCUUUCCAUGCGGUCACCGGUCUUCGCCGCACAGUUUCGAUGGCACACGACAGAGAGCACCGCGCGGGUCCACGACAUAAGUGCCUCCACUUUCAGGGCCAUGCUGCACUUCAUCUACACCGAUCAGCUCGAAUUAAAGAGCGCUGAUGGUGGUCGUGUGGCUAUGGCGCUCGACCUACUUGUGGCGGCAGAUCGGUAUGAUAUCGGAAGCCUGAGGCUCAUGUGUGAGAACAUAUUGUCCGAGAGCAUGUGUGUCGUGUCAGUCAUGUCGACACUGAUGGAGGUCCAUGGCCGGCAUAGCUGUCGGGCGGUGGAGGCCUUGUGCAUCGAGUACAUGGCAUCAGAUCCCGCCGUGUACGCAGCCGUGAAGGCGACAGAGGACUACAAGGAGCUAAAGGAGAGUUGCUACUCUUCCGUACUCGAGGUCGUCGAGAAAGUAGCAGCCGUCAACAUGGCUCAUAACAUGUGCUCCAAUGCUCCUUCUUCCUCCAGCAGUCGGCCGCAGAUGAAUGCGGCCACGUAUUACUCACUGGAGGUUGUCGAGGGAACACACGAGUUUAAAAUUCCCGGUUUUCUCUUUGUGCAAAGGAGGCAUGGAGUUGGGAAAGAAAUCAGUUCAGAAGCUUUCCAGGUUGGUGGUUACAGUUGGAAGAUAAAGGUAUACCCGUCGUCAUCAUCAGAGAAGGCACAAGGGCACAUCUCCGUGUAUGCUGAGCUGUUGACUGAUCUUGGAACCGAAGGUGUCAAUGUGACAUUGGGCUUUAAGUUGGAUGGUCAUAGUGGCCAGUCACGCCAUUUGAUAAAAUGGUCAGAGAAAACCUUUACAACCAAGUCAGACCGGGGAUAUGCGAAGUUCGUCACCGUUGAAGCCGCCAAGUCAUGGCACCUAGCACGUGAUGCCUCCCUUACCGUAUGUUGCGAUGUUGCCAUCACCAAGAAGGUCUACACUAGCACUACUAGCACCAGCACCGUCGGCACCGGAGCCCCAAUGCCACUGUCCAAUAUUACCUCGCACCUGAAGCAGUUGCUGGUGAGCGAGCACAUGUCGGAUGUAAGGUUCCUGGUUGAGAACAUCGAGCUCCGCGUCGUGAUCGCCGCACGGUUACCAACCCUAUGUGAAAUGAUGAUGAUGGGCAUGAAGGAUGGCGACGGCAUACCGGUUGAUGGCGUGACAGUUGCGGUUUUCAAGGCUGUGCUCCAUUUCAUCUACACCGACGAGCUGCCUCCUAUUCAAGACCUAACCCAUGAUGGUGCUGCCCAAGAUGAGGUGAUGAUAGCCGAAGAUAUGUUGUCUAACAAGGCGUGUUGGUUCGGUCUAGGCAGGAUGAAGGCCAUGUGCGAGAAUCUGCUAGCCGGAUUAAUCGACUUGGAAGAAGAUGCACUAAGCACGCUAGAGCCUGUCAGCGAUCUCCAAUGCUCGAACCUCAGAGAUUACUGCAACCAGUUCAUCGCGUCGAUGAGUAAUUACAUCAUAGUCGACUCAUCGCAAAUAUAUUGA
Triticum turgidum subsp. durum (durum wheat) is the source of this 1791-nucleotide messenger RNA. The record is from the annotation of a GenBank genome assembly. NCBI's taxonomy places the organism in Eukaryota, Viridiplantae, Streptophyta, Magnoliopsida, Poales, Poaceae.